Molecule: messenger RNA, 606 nt
Organism: Polychytrium aggregatum
Lineage: Eukaryota; Fungi; Chytridiomycota; Chytridiomycetes; Polychytriales
Exons: 3
Coding region: 166-477 (103 amino acids)
Molecular function (GO): oxidoreductase activity, acting on the CH-OH group of donors, NAD or NADP as acceptor; NAD binding
Source: RefSeq, a predicted model, not a curated record
CCUGGCUCGAAGCCGGCUCGAGCCAGGGCUCCCGCCUUCCCGCCAGCCAAAGUCCGCCCCAACCCCGGCGGUCUCAGGCAGCACCCUCCCCCCGGCUGCCGAUCGACACCUACAUGUUGCUCGGCCAUCCCAGCGCAUUCUCUCCGUCGAUCCAAUUUGCUGCCAAUGUCCACCCUGUCGCUCAACUCCAAAGAGAUACGCGUCUUGCUGCUCGACCCGAUCCCGUCGGCGGCCAAGGCGGCCUUCCAGGACAUCAAUUUCAAGAUCGACGAGUGUUUCGAGGAACAAACCGAAGGCUCGCUCUUGAAAAUGAUUGGAGACUACCAGAUCGUCUGCGUUAGCAAGGAGAGAGACGAAGUGUAUCUGACGGAGGAUGUGUUGCGAUCGGCGCACCGUCUCCUCGCUAUUGGAAUGUUCAGUCGAUCCACCCAGCAGGUGGAUCUGGCCACUGCCCAGACCAUGGGUGUGAGUGCUUGACCUGAUCGGCCUGGCCGGCUCUGCGCUGGGGCCUUGUGCUUGUGGUCGUAUCGGAUUAGCAUUGGUGACAGCCCUCGCUUUCUGACACUUCGCACUGUGGCAUCGGGCUCGCAGUAGCUUUGCUCCAGU